Molecule: messenger RNA, 810 nt
Organism: Ipomoea triloba (trilobed morning glory)
Lineage: Eukaryota; Viridiplantae; Streptophyta; Magnoliopsida; Solanales; Convolvulaceae
Exons: 1
Coding region: 1-810 (269 amino acids)
Source: RefSeq, a predicted model, not a curated record
AUGGAUAAAAGUUUGAUGAAUACUUCACAAAUUAGUAAAGAAUACAAAGAUGGUGUUAGAAAAUUUAUAGACUUUGCAAAGAAUAACCUUCCGAAUAGUAAUGAGAGGUUCAUGUGUUAUUGUAAGAAAUGUUGUAAUCAGAAAAGGUUAUGUGAGGACGGCAUAUUUGAUUAUCUAAUCUGUAAUGGGGUUAAUCCAUAUUAUACAAAAUGGAUAUGGCACGGUGAAAGUGAUUUGACUACAACAUCUAACAUGUAUGUUGACAGCGAAGCAAAUGAGGAUGAUGAGUCUGAAGAUCGAUUGGAUAAAAUGUUGCGCCAUGUUGGAGAGGAGUUCACCGAUCGGUCAAAUGAGUUGGAUGAAUUAUUGAAUGAUUCAAAACUACCUUUGUGGUCGGGUUAUAGUAAAUAUACCCGAUUAUAUGCUAUAUUAAAAUUAUUCAACUUGAAAGCUCGGAAUGGGUGGAGUGCCAAGAGCUUUACUACGUUACUUGAAAUAUUAAAGGAUAUGCUUGUAGAUAGAAAUGAACUUCCAAAGAGUACAUAUGAUGCAAAAAAGAUUUUGUGUUCAAUAGGUAUGAGAUAUAAAAUGAUACAUGCUUGCCCUAAUAGUUGCAUUUUGUUUAGGAAUGAUUACAAAGACUUGCAUGCAUGUCCAAUAUGUGGAACAUCUCGUUACAAAACAAGGGAGAAUGUUGCUGGCAAAGUAAAUUUGAAAGGUCCACCAGCUAAAGUUCUGUGGUAUCUCCCGAUUCUCCCAGGAUUUAAGCGUAUGUUUGCAAAUCCAAGCAAUGCGAAGAACUUAACAUGA